UCAAGUGUGUAGAGUAAUAACGCAGUAUGUGCAGUAUGUUAGUGAAUGUAGACAAUCAAUGCCGCCUGUUGUGGUAACAAAAUUUUCGGGCUAACGGAAACCUUUGUGCAAUUAAAAGUCUAGCUUUGUCGUUAAUUAUGGCCGGCAAUAGUGCGAAUGCUAUGGUGUCACAAGCAUUUCAUGAGCGUUGCGGACGCUCCAUAACACUCUGGAAUAACAAUCGUUCAGCACAGCGUUCUAUGCGUAACUUUAGUCACGCUUUGGUAUUCAGCGCUGGGCCACUAACGGACGAUGUGCUAUUUGAGGUGGUCAUUGAGAAAAAGAACCACUCUUGGGGCGGCAGCAUUGAAAUUGGUGUCACUUCAGAGUCGCCCGAUGACUUGGAGAUUGUUGCCUGCGCCACAGCCAUGCGCAAUGGGACCUGGGUAAUGUCAGGCAUAGACGUGCGCAAGGAUGGACGGCGUCUGAUUGAGUUUUAUGGCACCGAUUUGGAAACACUCAAGGAAAAUGAUCGUGUGGGCGUUAUGCGCACCUCUGGCGGAGAGCUUGUGUUCUAUGUUAACGGCGAAUCGCAAGGAGUGGCAGCUAGAAAUAUGCCGAAGCCUCUGUGGGCUCUUGUAGAUCUUUAUGGACGUUGCGUCCAAGUAUCGCUUUGCCCCACAGAUUCGAGUGUCAACAUAGAUGCACACAUGGAUUCGCCUUUGCAGCAACCACUGCAGCAGGUGGUGCAGAAUCUAGACGUGCCCAUGAGCGUAGAUGUCAGCGUGCUGGAAAGCGGCAAUCUGGAUGCACUGGCGCGUCUUAAUUUAAACAGCAGUAGCGCAAAUGCUGCUGGCGAUUACUAUGAUGUCAACGAUCGUUUGCGGUUUCAUACACGUUGUGGCUCCUUGGUCAAGCUGUUGCCCAACUUUCGCUCUGCCGAGCGACGGCGUCCAUUGGAUGAGUUCAACAAUGGCGUCGUUAUGACACAUCGUCCACUGCGUGACAAUGAACUCUUUGAAAUACGCAUCGAUAAACUCGUGGACAAGUGGUCUGGCUCCAUUGAAGUGGGCGUCACCACGCACAAUCCUACCGUGCUGCACUUUCCGGCAACCAUGACGAACAUGCGCAGCGGCACCAUUAUGAUGUCCGGCUGUGGCAUUCUAACCAAUGGCAAAGGCACACGACGCCAGUACGGCGAGUUCAACCUGGAUGAGCUACGUGAAGGCGAUCGCGUUGGCAUGAUGCGUAAGUCCAAUGGCAAUCUGCACUACUACAUCAAUGGCCAGGAUCAGGGUGUGGCUGCGACACGCGUCGCUCCCACAUUAUGGGGCGUCAUCGAUCUCUAUGGUAUGACUAUAAAGGUGACAAUUGUGGAUCGCGAUGAGCGUGAGCAACAAAAUCUGGUCACCAGACGCAACAACAUUGUGGCAGGCAUGACCUUAGCCUGCAGUCAUGCUCAGACUGGCACGCCAACGCUUAGUUUGCUUAGCCCGGAGAGCGAGUUAAAUGUGACUGGUGCCGUCGGAGGCUUGGCCGAAACUAUUUCCAGUGCUCGCGGCACUCGCAACGAUGAUCGUCUCACUUUUCAUCCCAUUUGUGGUAGCCAUGCGACUGUCACUCAAAGCGGACGCACUGCUCUCCGACCCAACGCCGCUGAUGAUUUUAAUAAUGGCGUUGUGCUUACGCGACGUACAUUGCGGCCCAAUGAGCUGUUCCAGGUGCGACUGGAGCGUGUGGUUACCAAGUGGGCAGGUUCAGUGGAAAUGGGUGUCACCACGCACACUGCCGAUGAGUUGGACUUUCCCUUCACCAUGACCAAUGUGCGUUCUGGCACCUGGAUGAUGACUGGCAAUGGUGUCAUGCAGAAUGGCGUUACUGUCAUUGAACAAUAUGGUCAGAAUCUGGAUCGCUUGCAGGUUGGCGACCGCGUGGGCGUCGUACGCAAGGAUGACGGCACUUUGCACUUUUGGGUAAAUGGAGUGGAUCAAGGACCAGCGGCAACCAAUGUGCCAGAGCGUGUCUACGGCGUCAUCGAUCUGUAUGGUCAAGCAGCGCAGGCCAGCAUUAUAGACACCUCCGAGUGCGGCAGUCCGGACACUGGCAACUCUACCAUUUCGAAUACAACGCUAUAUAGCGAGGUGCCACUACGUUUCCAUAACAUACACGGCGCCAAUGCGGGCAUCUCGAACAGCGGACUCACUGCCUCGCGUCCCAACUCUCUGGCAGAGUUUAAUGAUGCGAUUGUGUUUAGUAAUCGACCGCUGCGCAAUCGUGAGCUCUUUGAGGUAGAGCUGGAGACCAUGGUGCGCCAUUGGUCGGGCAACAUAGAGAUUGGCGUUACUGGCACGCGUCCGGAGGACAUACAGCUGGCGCCCAAUGCAACGGAUUUAGAAGCCAACGAUACUAUAAUACUCUGCGGUCCCAUGAUCUUUCACAACCGCAAAACCAUACGCACCAAUGUGCUGAUUGAUCUGGAUACCUUGGGCACGGGCACACGCGUCGGCGUCAUGCGCAAUGGCAUCUAUAUACACUUCUUUGUGGAUGGCAUGGAUCAAGGACCCGCGGGCGAGUGCCAUGCGCCCAACAUCUGGGCCAUUAUUGAUCUCUAUGGGCAGUGUGCACAGGUGAGCUUGACACAAACCCAGGUGGACAUACGUGCGCCAUAUGCCACCAGCGAAAACUCGCAGAGCUGCCAGGCUACAUCCGUUAUACAGCAUCCGGCGUUGGAGACCAAACAUCGCUGGACUUGCGUUUCGGGCAAUGUGAGUUUAACCAAAGACUGGACAGAGGCUUCACGCUUUACGGGCUCCAAGGCAGCGUUGUCGCAUUGUUUGGUAUUCUCAGAGCAUCCGCUUAAUGUCGGUUCGCCAUUUGAAAUCAAAAUAACCUCCAUUAAUCCUAUGUAUGCGGGCUCGCUUAGUAUUGGCAUAACCGAUCUCAAUCUGGGCGAUGAAAGCGUGCGCAAGAAGCUGCCCAGUAGCUUGAAGCGCAUCCCAGCCAACAUUUGGUAUGUGAGCGGCAAUGAGGUGCGCCUCAACUCCAGCUGCGUGCAGCGUUCCUUGGCUUCGCUGGAAUGGCUACGUACGGAUGAUCGCAUUACGCUGGAACGUGUGGAUAAUACGCUGAACAUAUUGCUCAACUCCGAGCACGUGAAUAUACAAUUCCAUAAUAUACCCAAUACAGUUUAUGUGGUGGCCGAACUCAUGGGCUCCACCAUGGCUGUGCAGGUGAUUUCCACACAAGGACCAGCUUCACCUUUGCGGCCUUGUAGUCUGCGGCUGCAGGAUUCGCUGGACUUUGGCAUGGAUCCACUCAACAAACAGGACAGUUCAAUGCUGGAGUCGAUUGAUUCAGAGGCUCAAAACUAUGAGUUUGUUGACAUAUCCAGUAAGCAUGUGCGUCUGACUGAAGAUCGACGUGGCGCAACGCGUUUCAAGUCCUAUAAUCAAGCAAUUGUUUGCCUGAACAAGCCGCUCUGCAAGGGCGAGAGCAUUAGCAUCAAGGUGGAUGCCAUUAACAACAAAUGGAAGGGCACGCUUGGAUUAGGCGUACUGGCCGCAUGUCCACAAACUAUGCCUGUGGGAGCAUCGCUGUUGAACUGCAAGCGCAGCUGCUGGCUGGCCACACAUGAUUACAUCAACAUCAAUGGCCAAGUGACGGCUUCCAAAUAUGGCGAUGCACUGGAGCAGCUGCAAGUGGGCACAGUCAUAACACUAACGCUCACUCAUGCGGGUUUAUUGAUCAUUAUGGUGGGCUCUACUAAUCUUGAAGAUCUGGCCAGCGGGUUGCCCAGUCAUGUGUAUCCCAUAUUUGAUAUUUAUGGCAAGUGUGAGAAGAUUACGCUGCUUACGGGCAAUGAUGCCACACGCAAUGCAAAUGGCACGCCCAUAUUAGAGGCACCUGAAGCGCUGGAACUGGACAAUAUGCCGCAGCAGUGCGAGAAGGCGCAUCUGGAGAUGCAUGAGAAGGAAAAGAAUACAGAACCAUUAAGUGAAAGCACCAGAGAUUUGCCUAUGUGCUCAUCCGCUUCCAAUGCUAUGACACGUUCGGUUAUGGAGAGUGUUUCCGAGAAUCUGUUAUUAAAUAUUUCUAUAAAAAAUCGCACCAUGGAACAGCAGCGCAACGAGCAAGCCAGCUCCUCUUCCACUUGUUGCCUGCGUGAGUCGCUGCAGCUGCAGCACAACACGAAUCUCAACAUACAACGCAGUCAAAGCACACAGCGCUUUCAGAAUUCCCUCAACACUUCAACGGGCGGCGGCAUUGCUAGCAGCACCAAUGGCACUAGCCAAACACAUGCCUCCAGCGGCGUCUACGACACAAACAAGGAGUAUGAGGAGCAGUCACCUGCACCGCUUAUGCCCAUGGAUACUUCGCAUGAGCCAGAUCAACAUGGUGAAAACAAUACAGAAGCCGUAGCAGAUGUGGUGGCCAAUGAACGCGCGCAAUCUGUUGAGUCUGGCGACAAUGUAUUGGAAGACGAUGACAUUGAUUAUAUGAACCAUUUGUUGUUGCUGCAGCAGCUGCAACAGAAUGAAUAUACACGCAUGCAACAUCACCUGUUGCCUGAUCAAAUAUCGCUGCUCAAUUUGGAUCUCUCUUCGAUUAAUUCUGUAGAGUCGGAUACGCAUUCCAGCGGCAAUGCACGAGAUUCGCUCCGCAACGCACCUGCUGCCGCUGCUGCUGGUGGCGCACCUGUUGUUACCUGCGAGUAUCUAAAGCAGGUGAAGCGCUUCUGUGCCUCCUUGGUGCUGCCACAUGCCUUUUUCGAUCCACGACUGGAGCCCAUUUGCUUCUGCGCAAAUUGCAAUGCCAAUAGCAACGGCAAUGGUGAUAAGCUGGAGGGUUGGGUGUACUUCAGGCUCAACCAGCACACUGUAAAUGCAACGAGCGCUUCCACUUCAGCAUCUGGCUCAUUAGCAGCACAGGUGCAGCUUGAUCUCAACGGUGAUUGGUUGCCCUUUUACUAUAUGAGCCGUGUGGAUAAAAUACGCGCUAUAUUGGAUCGUGGACAACCGCUGCCGCUGGAGAGUGAUGAGGACGCGGCAACUUCUACGCACAAGGAUGAGCCUGGCACACGCCUUGAGCUCUAUUAUUCACCCAAUGCGACGGUCAUUGAACCUGUGCUGCCCCAACAUCAUUAUGUCUCCGAGCAGGGCGUGCAUCUGAUUUCCACUUCCUUUGAGCUGUAUGUGCGGCAUCAGUCCAUCUCUGGUGUCACCUCAGGCAAAUCAACUGGUGAGCCUAAGCGACGCCAUCCAAUUCAUAUUCAUUCUGAACACGCCGCACAUGGCGAUAACAUGUCGAGCCGAGCAGCGGGCAGCAGCAACAGUACAGGAACUUUAAAUGAAUCUUCUGUGCAUCUAUUGAACGAUCUUUGCUGGUUUACCAAAGAGGCGGGUGCCUGCAUUAUAAAUGCUUUAAUUAUUAAAUUAGAACGUAUUGAGGAGCCGUCGCCAUCGGCACCAGAAAGCGCCAACUAAGCAAACUUAGCCACAACCACUCUUAGCACUUAUACACGUACGCACUAGUCACCAUCUCACAGCUGAAUUUUCUAUUUAACACGUACUUUAAGCUUAUCAUGCAAGCCGCCUUCACAUUCCCCCUUUAUAUGUAGCCAUGUUUUGUAUUGUAAAAGCGCAUAAAUCUAAAAAUAAAUAUCUACUCGAAAUGUUACAA
This is a messenger RNA of Drosophila busckii, 5658 nucleotides long. It is a transcript of the gene Neurl4, whose product is annotated as neuralized-like protein 4. The record is from RefSeq and is a predicted model, not a curated record. Lineage: Eukaryota; Metazoa; Arthropoda; Insecta; Diptera; Drosophilidae.